Molecule: messenger RNA, 2765 nt
Organism: Chrysemys picta bellii (western painted turtle)
Lineage: Eukaryota; Metazoa; Chordata; Testudines; Emydidae
Gene: CDKN2C
Product: cyclin dependent kinase inhibitor 2C
Biological process (GO): negative regulation of cell population proliferation; regulation of cyclin-dependent protein serine/threonine kinase activity; regulation of G1/S transition of mitotic cell cycle
Cellular component (GO): nucleus; cytoplasm
Molecular function (GO): protein kinase binding; cyclin-dependent protein serine/threonine kinase inhibitor activity
Source: RefSeq, a predicted model, not a curated record
AGCAGCGCCCUGGAGAGCCGCUGCCUCCUCCCGCUCGCUGCGGAAAGCGAAAGAGGAGCACCCCGAUCCGCGGAGCCCUGCGGCACGGAGAGCCAUAGGCGGGAAGGGCUCACCCCGCGGCUUGCAGCUGUAAUGCCGCCGGGUACCUCGGAGAUCGCCCCGGCCGGCUAGAUGGAGCAGACGCCGCUGCUGGGCUUCUCCCCCUUUCCGUGAGCCCUGGCGGAGGCGCUGGCACCGGCAUGCAGCCGCCCUCAGACAGCCACAGGACCCGGUGCCCUUCUGAAUGCACCGAGCCACCAUUGCUGGGGGCUGCCGAGCCUCCGCCUAGGGCGGCAGCCGCUGGGGACCACGAACGCGUUCUCUGCCGAGGCUCUGCGAGGAAGAUUUGUUCUGCUGCUGAAACCGAGACACGUCAGGGUGAAGGCAGCUAGUGUGUGAGCUGUGCAGCGGAUCAGCCUCCCGCUGUCUCCCCUUGGCUUUUUCUUUUCUUUUUUUCUUUUUUUUGCAUACUUGGCUUGGAAUAAACGCAGCUGCCUGCGAGGAAGGGGGGAACCCCAACCGAUAACGGAUGCAUACGGCUUAAGAAGAUUUCUCUGCGAAGUUGUUCCCGCUGAGUCUCAAAUCUCGACUUGAAUAAGGUUUUAGGGUGCGCAAGGAAUCGAGGAUGGGCUCCCCAAAAGAAUAACAGAUACGCCCAGGAUUUACCAAACAAUAAGAAAAAGGGGGGAAAAGAGGACGAUGCCCUCACUUAUUUUCCAGAGGUAUAGCCGUACCUCUUACAAUCUCUAUCCAGAAUUGAAAGGGAUGGCAGUAAAAGAAAGCUUCUUUGCAAGAUUUUCAAGAUAUCGGUUGAAAAUUUCUAAAGAAGUAAAGAAGGUCAUGAAACUUGGGAAUCCUGAAAUUGCCAGGCAGUUGCUAAUUUCAGGUGCUAAUCCUGAUCUGAAAGACAGUACAGGGUUCGCUGUAAUUCAUGAUGCAGCCAGAGCGGGUUUCCUGGACACGCUGCAGACUUUACUGGAGUUUAACGCUGAUGUUAACAUUGAGGAUAAUGAGGGAAACCUGCCAUUGCACUUGGCAGCUAAAGAAGGCCACCUCCCAGUAGUGGAAUUCCUUAUUAAGCGCACAGAAAGCAAGGUGGGACAUCAGAACAAGAAGGGAGAGACUGCCUACGACUUGGCUAAACUGUACAAGAGGAACGAUGUAGUUAAACUAAUGGAAGGCAGCACUUUAAGUGCAGAAGCUACAGACAUGAAUUAAAUCAAACACGGACAACUUCUUAUUUGGACAUUAAAGCUUAUAGACCUUGUUUUUAAUAACAUUUAUUACAACUUUCUUCUUCUUCUUCUUUUUUAAAUAAGUAGUGCAAGUCUGGUGAAACUGCAAAGGUGUAGAUUUUGUGCAAAUGAAUAUAUUUAAAAAUCACACCAAUAGCAUUUUCCUGCACCUGCCAUCCGCACAAUGCUAGAAGAGACACAAAUGGACAUAUGUUGAUCGCUUUUGCUUAGUUCCUGCAGUGUAUAAUUUUACACUUUCUUCGUUUGUUUUAGUUCACUAAUACUAAAAAAGAUAUAUGCUAAAAUGUUUUAUGUUUCUGACAUUUACCUUUUUAAAAUGUUUUACUGUGAUAUUUUUUCUUAAGAUCAUGCCUAGCAAUUUGAAGCACUGCUUCUGACAAAACAGGAUAUUAAAGGGUGUAGCCCGUGGUUCAGGCAAAGCUUGGAUUUAAAGGACGUUUGGCCUGUAAAGACAGCAGGACGGGGCCCUACAAGUGUUAGGAAAUAGCUGCAUUUGGACACUAAUAAGAGCUUGUAGAACUAGGUAAUUUGCUUUCUAAAUUGAGAUUAUACUUUUGUUUUUCACUGUAUUUAAUCUUUCACAAAUCUGCUUCUGAAAUUGAUGAACAGAAACAAUGUAAGUGGCUUUUUUGUUUGCCAGAGGUUAAAACAGCUAAGCUUGGUUGUUCGUGUUUUCUGUGCACUGAACAAUGCACUUUCCUAGUUUCAAAACAAGCAGCAGACAACCGUUGUCAGAGGAAAGGGUAUAAUAAGGCUGUGAUACCAACAGAGAGAGACUAGUUUUCUGGUCAUUCCACAAUCGAAGAGAAGGUAGACGCUAUUUAAGAAAUAUUUGCUUUCCACCAACUUUUUAUUUCAAUUAACCAUUUUACUAUAGCUGCAUCUCACAAAACGUGGAUAUUUGAAUACAAUGGAAUUUAGAGGGUAUCACGUUUGCUUUUAAUAACAUUAUAUUAUCGCUUGCACGUGAAACGCCACACAAGCCUGAAUAUUCGAAUUGGCAAUACGGUUGGUAGUAUUUCGGGGACCCAUAGUCACUUACCAUUUGAUGCUGCGCGGUGCUGAGCGCAUUCUGCUUCCAUGAAUGCAACGGGCGCUGACGAUGCUCAGCACCUUGUGGGACUGAAUUUAUUGUCAACAUUUGAUACCAUGUUCUAGGUGUUAGUUGUUUGGCAGAUCAGCCGUUUGAAGUGCUUUAUUUGUAAUAUUCUAAACAUUUUGACUGCAUUAAAGAGAUGGAAUCAAAUCAUUGUAAAAUGAACACAUUUACAAAUCUCAACAAAAUAGCAUCGAAAGGGGGAAUAUACUUUAGUUACGAUUAUUUUAACUUUUCAGCAAAGGUUUUACCCCCCAAAUCAAUAACCAUUGUUUGAAAAAAAAAAUUUUUUUCUUCAGAAACUGUUUAUCACAUGUUUAGUAUACACUCGCUGUCACAUUGCUGUGUUCUUGAUUAAAAACCUCUCUGACAGA